AAACCCAGAGCAAAUCUGUAGGAGAUAAAGAUACAGCAGAAGACUUCUAUGGGGAUCGUGAAGACACAGUGAUGAUAAGGAGGAGGAGGAGGAGGAGUAGCAGUGGGCAGUUAGGAGGAGGAGAAGGAGGAGGAAGAGGGAAUCCAUAUGGGAAGGAGCAGCCCGCGGCUCCGCUGCAGUGAGACACAGAGACCGGAGGAGAGGACGAGGAGCCUCAUUUCUGUCUGGAGAUGAAAAAGUCUUUAAUCACACACUGAGCUGUGGGACUUCAUUCGGUGCCAGCAUGUAUUUUGGUAAUGUGUGCCACAGUCCCCUGCCGUCGCUGGCUCGUCCCACGCUGGGCAGGACCCAGCCGUCCCCCGACCCCAAGGCCCUCCUCCCCUUCCAUCUGCUGCCUGGAUUCACCGACCAGAUGGAUCAUCUCCACAAAGCUCUGAUUAGCCCAUGCUUCGGGUUAACUUCACCCCUGAAGAGGAAGCCCGGCUCCUGCGGCGUUUGCCGAGUGAGAUUCAACUCUGAGGCUCAGGCGUCCUCUCACUACAGCGGCACGAGGCACGCGAAAAGACUCAAAGCUCUGGACGCCCCAGAUUCAAAGAUCAAGACCUUCGAACCGGUCACCAAGGAAACCACAUCACAAAUCCUCUCGUCAUCCUGCUCACAGCCCUCUGGCUCUGACACAACAUCAGAAGACCCCUCGGCCCCAAACUCUGCUUCAGACACAACAUCGUUAAGUAGCGGUCUCGCUGAAACAACAAAAGAACCCACCAACCACUCCCUGCCAGCCAGUCCGAGUACAGCUGAGAAAGAUGGCGAAGCCGAGACCCCAGAUCAAGAGACAGAGGAAGAGAAAGCGAAACGACUUCUCUACUGCUCCCUCUGCAAGGUGGCUGUGAACUCUGCCUCUCAGCUCCAGGCUCACAACAGCGGUACUAAGCACAAAACGAUGCUUGAGGCCCGAAGCGGCGAUGGAGCCAUUAAGUCUUUUCCCAGGAUAGGAGUCAAAUCUAAGAUGGCCGCUCCGUCUGAGCCGUCAACUGGACUCCAAAACAAAACUUUUCAUUGUGAGAUCUGUGACGUGCAUGUCAACUCUGAGACUCAGCUCAAACAGCACAUCAGCAGCAGAAGACACAAGGACAGAGCAGCAGGUAAACCAGCCAAACCAAAGUUCAGCCCCUACGCUCCCACUCAGCGACUCCAAAGUCUCCAGGCAAUAAGACUAACUCUGCGAAAAAACCAAGACUUGAGCAAACCUCUCGCCUCCUGUGUCCUACAUCGUCAAUUAUCAAUUGCCGCUGCUGCUCUACCACCGCUGGCACCCUUCUCCUUCCAAACCGCAACAAACUCAAGUCACGCCCUGUUUCAUGGUCAACCUCUCCCCCAGGCUCUGCUUCAUCCAGCCACUGGACCCAUCUGUUCGCCUCACACAUCAGUUCUGUUUUCCCCCUUCUGACCACAUCGGUAUCUCAGCCAGCUUUGAGCUACAACAAGAACGAAGUCCCUCGAUCCUAACCAGAUCUGCCAGAAGACAGCACUCCCUGUUCUCAGCAAACCAACGGUGUGUCUAGAACCACAGAGGAAUGGUUGCAGACACAAGAAAAAACAAAAAAUAUGUCAUGACUCGAGGAGAUAAAAAAAAAAAAAGUGAAACAGUAAAAA
Molecule: messenger RNA, 1656 nt
Organism: Xiphophorus hellerii (green swordtail)
Lineage: Eukaryota; Metazoa; Chordata; Actinopteri; Cyprinodontiformes; Poeciliidae
Product: zinc finger protein 385D-like
Exons: 8
Coding region: 284-1450 (388 amino acids)
Cellular component (GO): nucleus
Molecular function (GO): nucleic acid binding; zinc ion binding
Source: RefSeq, a predicted model, not a curated record